GUUCCGGGUGCCGAGGGCCCCCGUACUCCCACAGUAUGGUUACCGGCUCAGAGGCUCUGAUCCUGGGCUCUCGGGUUCUGCUUUGCGCUGUGGUGGUGUUCGGGCUCCUGAGAGCGGCGGAGGCGGGAAGAAAACUGAAAUUCGUCAACCUGAUUUAUCGGCAUGGAGACCGAUCACCUAUCAAUAAUUACCCAACGGAUCCAUAUACAGAGAAGGACUGGCCCCAAGGCUUCGGGCAGCUUACCCAGUUUGGGAUGAGGCAACACUACAUGCUGGGCCAGUAUCUACGACAUCGUUACAAGGACUUUCUCAACUCCUCGUACGACCGGGAAGAGAUUUAUGUUCGGAGUACGGAUGUUGAUCGGACUCUAAUGAGUGCUCAGUCGGAUCUGGCUGGUCUGUACCCUCCACGUGAAUAUCAGAUCUUCAAACCUGACCUUAACUGGCAACCAAUUCCCGUGCAUACAGUGCCUGCAGAAGACGAAAAGUUUCUCAAGUUCCCAAUACCAAAUUGCCCUCGCUUUGACAAGUUGCUGGAGGAGUCGAUGAACAGCAAAACAGUUCAGGAUAAGGUGAAGGAAAAUCAGGCCUUGCUGGACAUGGUGUCUGAAAGGACCAAGUCGAAGGUGACAUUCCAGAAUGUGUGGAAAUUAUACGACACUCUGUUGUGUGAGAAAAUUCACAAUUUCUCUCUGCCUUCCUGGGUGACACCAGAAGUGAUUGCUCGUCUGAGAGAACUGUAUGACUUGAGCAUGGAAACCCUCUUCCGCAUUCAUGAAACGCGGGUGAAAUCGCGGCUGCAAGGGGGUGUGCUCCUCAAGCAAAUCCUCCAAAACAUUACUCAAGCAAUGAAUGACACCAAUUCCACUCCCCGUCUCAAAUUGAUCAUGUAUUCGGCGCAUGAUACAACGCUCAUAGCUCUCCAGAUAGCACUGAAUAUCUACAACGGCAUCAAUCCUCCAUAUGCUUCCUGUCACAUGUUUGAACUAUAUCAAGAGGAUGAUGGGUCCUUCACGUUGGACAUGUACUUCAGGAAUAAUACUAAUUCUGAGGCACAUCUGCUCGUUCUGCCAUCCUGCACUGAGCACUGCCCCUUACAAAACUUUAUCCAAAAUACUAAAGACCUGAUCUCUGACAACCGAGAUGAAGAAUGCAAACUCUCCAGAGACAGCAAACAAAAAGAGGCGAUUCUGAUUGCAGCUUUGUGUAUCUGCCUGGUCCUGCUCAUCUCCUUACUGAUCACUUUGUGCUGCUGCUGGAACCGGAAGGCAAGACAUCACAGAUUUCCUUCAAAUACUGAAGAGCUAGCCUGACAAUCAAUGACAUUACUGACCCACUACAGCGAGUGUGAAGAUUGAAUUGAUCCAACCACUCCCCUGCUACAUCAAGCUAUGAAACGGCAUAUCCCCUGAGAACCCUGGAAAAUUGAAAUAACUAAUAGGGGAUGGCUUGCUUUCAAACGAAAAUGUAUUGCACACAUAGCUAAUGAAUCUGUUUUUUAUUGUAAUGUCAUGGUGGGGGGUACCUUUCCAUCAUAAUGACUGCCUACUUUCACCUCCACAUCUUUCUCUGUCUCUGUCUUUUUCUCAGAAAUCCUUAUCCAUGCCUUUAACACCACCAGCUUUGACUAUUCCAGUGUGUUUCUGUAUGGCCCCGUGAUCCACUAACACCUUGAAUUGAGACUUCUCAUCCCUGCUUAAGUUAGUUCAUUGCCUCUUCCCCCUCCCUAUAUCUAUAACCUCCUCUAGUUCUCCACUCACCCCCCUCUGAGCUCCCCAUUUCUGACCCUAUCCUUUUGUGUAUUCUCUCUGUCUUCCCCUCAUCAUUAGCUAUGUCUUCACACACCGAGACUUCAUGUUCUGGAGAUUCCAAUCUAAUCUACCACUUUGAUUGAGGUUUUUAUUAUUUCUUCCACUUGCUCCUUCUUUAACUUGGAUCUCCCGUACUCUGUGAAGUGCAUUACGACUUUCUUUUUGAGUGUGAAAUGUGCUGUAUAAUUGCAGAUUGUCCACUGGAGCAACUUUAGCAAUGGAUUGUGAGCAUCACUGUGAAUCAGAGUCAUGUUUACAGAGGUACUGCACCGUCUAGCCUCUGAACGGGCUGAAGUGAAAGGGAUAUUCUGUACAUGACAUGACAAUUCCAGCAUGAAUGAAUCAAACAGAUUGAAAGCCACUUGCAGCUUAAUUAAGCACAUUUUGCAAAAGCCAUGAUUUGAAUUUGAGCUAAAGGGGGAAGAUAGCAAUAUACUGAGGAAAUGUGUUCAGGUACUGCCAUGAUGGGCUGAAAGACCAGCUCUUUGCUUAUGAUUCUGUGCUGUGAAUUCAUUAGCAAAACAUGGCAGUGUUACUUCCUAACGUUUUCCCUUGUGCUUUAGCCCUUUCAGUGUGUUAUCUGUUUUAGUGACCCUUAGUGAUCUUGAGGAGUCAGUCACUCAAGAAGAGCCUGACCCGCGACCAGUGAUUGGCUACUAACUCAGUCCCACUUUCACUCUCCUUGUCCUUACCUCUGAGUGCAUGGGAAAGCCAGGGUUCCACUCAGCACUUAUUUGGCCCAGCCAAGUCCACCAUUUGGCUCUUACUGUGCACAACAUUUUGGGAACAAGCCCUUUACGGGUCCCAUGUAGCGUGUGUUUUGUGAUGAUAAUAAUGCUACAUUGGAUUGCAGCACUGUAUUUAAGGACAGGGCUCCUGUGUGUCUCCUGUGUUGUGAACUCCGCUCUUUCCCUUUAGUCAGCGGGUUGGCUGCUUUGUGCAGUGUAUAAUUGUUAAAUAUGCCUGUGUGCUGUGGAGUCUGUUACUAUUCCAAAUUGGAAAACGGUUUACCUGUCUGAGAUGUGAUGCAACACUUGAAGUUAGUGUUACUGUGGCUCAGUGUAGGUGUCGUCAAAGGUUCCAUUAUGGUAAAAACCAGGUCCACAGUCACAUUCUGUGCCAAUACACUAGUUUUAAUGUAUUAAUACUAGUUGAUUAAUUAAAAAGAUUAAUCUGAUAAUGAAAAUGAUAGAGGGAUUUGAUCGGGCAGAGACAAAAAAAUUAUUACCUCUGGCAGUGAGUCCAGAAGAAGGGCAUAAUUUUCAGAUUAAAGCUAGGCUAUCCAGAAUGAAGCAUCUUUUCUCACAGAGGGCAGUGGAAAUCUAGAACAUUCUCUUCCUCCCAAAAAAGCUGUGGAUCCUUGGGCCAAUUAGAAUUUUCAAGACUGUGAAGGAUAGAUCUUUGUUGUGAGGGGAAUUGAAUACAAAAGUAGUGAGGUUAUGCUUCAGUUGUACAGGGCACUGGUGAGACCACAUCUGGAGUACUGUGUACAGUAUUGGUCAGCUUAUUUAAGGAAAGAUGUAAAUGCA
Messenger RNA from Carcharodon carcharias (great white shark), 3340 nucleotides. Its product is annotated as lysosomal acid phosphatase-like. Gene Ontology annotation, cellular component: lysosome. The transcript is spliced from 11 exons. The coding region runs from base 36 to 1313 and encodes 425 amino acids. The record is from RefSeq and is a predicted model, not a curated record. NCBI's taxonomy places the organism in Eukaryota, Metazoa, Chordata, Chondrichthyes, Lamniformes, Lamnidae. Gene Ontology annotation, biological process: lysosome organization; dephosphorylation. Gene Ontology annotation, molecular function: acid phosphatase activity.